Cavia porcellus (domestic guinea pig) is the source of this 945-nucleotide messenger RNA. Its product is annotated as olfactory receptor 4C45-like. Lineage: Eukaryota; Metazoa; Chordata; Mammalia; Rodentia; Caviidae. The coding region runs from base 16 to 945 and encodes 309 amino acids. The transcript is spliced from 2 exons. Gene Ontology annotation, biological process: G protein-coupled receptor signaling pathway. Gene Ontology annotation, molecular function: G protein-coupled receptor activity; olfactory receptor activity. The record is from RefSeq and is a predicted model, not a curated record. Gene Ontology annotation, cellular component: plasma membrane.
UUCACCUUAGGCCACAUGGAAAGCAUGAGAAAUGUAACAGAAUUCAUCCUCCUGGGCCUCACUCAAAAUCCACGAAUCCAGAAUCUCUUAUUCAUUGUGUGUUUCAUGACCUAUUUGCUCACACUGGCAAGUAAUAUGCUUAUCUCCAUCACCAUCUUCAUCAGCCCAGCCUUGGCUUCUCCCAUGUACUUUUUCUUGUCCUAUUUGUCCAUUAUAGAUGGUAUCUACUCUUCCUGCAUAGCUCCCAAAAUGGUCAUUGACUUGAUCUCAGAAAGGAGCACCAUAUCCUUCAAUGGCUGCAUGACUCAGCUUUUUGCUGAACACAUGUUUGCAGCAGUUGAGAUAAUCCUGCUUAUUGCCAUGGCCUAUGACCGCUAUGUGGCCAUCUGCAAGCCCUUGCACUAUGUGACCAUCAUGAGUCAAUCUGUGUGUGCUUUCCUGGUGGGGGCCGCUGUGCUCUUAGGAUUUGUUCAUGGGGGAAUACAGGUCCUAUUUAUUGCCCAGUUACCAUUCUGUGGCCCCAAUGUCAUUGACCACUUCAUGUGUGAUUUAAUCCCACUCCUGGAGUUGGUUUGCACUGACACUCACACUCUGGGGCCCCUGAUUGCUGCCAACAGUGGGUCGCUGUGUUUGAUCACUUUUUUUAUGCUGGCUGUUUCCUAUGUCAUUAUUCUGUGCUCCCUGAGGACAUACAGUUCUGAAGGGCGCCACAAAGCCCUUUCCACCUGCACCUCUCAUGUCAUGGUUGUUGUGUUAUUCUUUGUGCCUUGUUCAUAUCUCUACCUGAGACCUAUGACCUCCUUCCCCUCUGACAAAGCAGUGACUGUGUUUUGUACCCUAAUAACACCUAUGCUGAAUCCUUUAAUCUACACCCUCAGGAAUGAGGAAGUAAAAAAUGUUAUGAGGAAACAUUGGGGUCAAAUAAUCAAAAGGGACAUUGAGUAA